Schistocerca americana (American grasshopper) is the source of this 2421-nucleotide messenger RNA. Its product is annotated as 26S proteasome non-ATPase regulatory subunit 10-like. Gene Ontology annotation, molecular function: protein binding. Lineage: Eukaryota; Metazoa; Arthropoda; Insecta; Orthoptera; Acrididae. The coding region runs from base 219 to 956 and encodes 245 amino acids. The transcript has 5 exons. The record is from RefSeq and is a predicted model, not a curated record.
GGCAGCGUGGCUGCGUGCGUCAGCUGUUUGUGUGGCGCGGAGAAGCUGGGCUGUCGACAGCGCUAAACCUAGCCGCGUACUAGCUUCCCGUGGGAUACUACACGAAGCUGAGUGAUAUUCGCUGCUCGGCCGCCGAGCCGGACGGACGUGUGGCGGCAGCGCUGGGAGGGUUGGCGUAAACAGCGGCUGUGUGGCUGUUACGAAGACUUCCAGCCACUAUGGCGGGGAGGCCCACCCCUGGCACUCACAGUCAUCCCCACAGCUACCACGGCCGGACUCCUGUUGUUGCAGCACCACCGACGACUCCAUGUCACACUACUCCACCUGAUGAAGCUGCCAUCGCUCGCAUGCGGAGCCUUUCUAGCAAGGAGAGAGUCAGGAGGCUGUCGCAGGCAGUAACAGAGGGAGCUGUGGAAGAUGUGCGGGUGUUGCUGGCGGCAGAUCCACAAAUGGGGGAGAGCGACAAACACAGAGAGAUGGCCCUGCGCAGGGCAGCAGGCAAGGGACAUGUGGAGAUGGUCAGAUGCCUGCUUGAAAGUGGGGUGGAUGUGCAUGCCAGGUCCAAUAAGCACACCACACCUAUGCACAGGGCUGCAUUCAAUGACCACGCAGCUGUGGUGCGGCUACUGGCAUCAUACGCUGCAGACCCCAAUGCCAUGAGUAAAACAGGGAGGACGCCACUGCACUGCACUGCACAAAAGGGCUGCACUGAGGCAGCUGUUGCACUGCUUGAGGUGGGAGCUCACAGGUCUGCCAGAGAUCAUGAGGGGUACACCCCCUUUGACAUAGCCAGGGAGUGCAACAAUGAGCAGAUCAUACACAUUCUAUCAAGAAGCCUGGUGUCAUCUCGACAGAGUGCCUGUAAGGACCACCACACAACCCACUGCACAGCAACUCUGUUCAGCACGUGCCGCUGCCAACUGCGCUCUCAUUGUCUCAGAGGCCAGCCUUCUUAACUAUGGCUCAAACAAACUGUACAGCUCAUGGAGUAAUGUUAAGAAUGUAUGCAUACAGUUGGAUCACAAAACUAAAUACGUCACACAAGAUGUGAAUGCUACACCAUUCGAAAAGAAUAGAAACCAGUGGUCCAAAUAAUAUUUUACGAAAUUACUAUGGAGACAGACACAACAUCACAGUUUUGCUUAAUUAUUUAAGAAAGCACAACGACCAACAGCCUUAAUUUCCAAAGAGGAUUUUGCAACUGACUGCCAAGUAGUAACAACAGCCUACCUCAUGAGUAGUGACAUAACAGCAAUGUAGCAGCAGCCUGUUAAGAACUCAGAAACUUGAGCUGCAGAAUUCAGAGAUAGUCAGGGGGACUUCUAUGGGAUGGGUUUAGUGUAAAACAGUUGAAGAAAUGACCAGUAACAGCAAUACACUCAUAAGUUAAAUCUCCAUCCUUGUAAUAUUGUCGUAUAUGCUCUUCUUCAUCAGACUGCUGCUGGCCAAACAAUUGUUGUAGCACUUGAGGCAAGAGAGAGACCUUCAACUAUGAAUACAACAAGAGAACAACACAAUUCACACAAAAUGGGACACAGAUGAAGUAACGAAAAUCACAAAAGUACAUGACAAAAAGUGCUUUAAUUUGGCCCAUAAAGCAAGUGAGUAAAUUUAAUUGACAGUGUAAGUCUAACACAUGUAUUUCUGUUACCUUAAUUAAUGGAAAUUAAUAUAUGUUUAUUGAUGGGAAUUGUACAGUUUCUCUGGUUUUCACUAAAUGAUACAGAAUUUUUGUGUAUGUUAAGAUGUUCUGUAAUGAUGAAAGCAUUCACAACUGCUGAAAAUCAGCCUCUCAUAUUACAGUAUCUCUAUAAAUCUAUACCACUAAUGUUCUUCAUGUUGUAAGUCAAGAGCUACAAUUUCAAAAACUAAUGAGAAGUUUUCAUUUAAAAGACAUUUCAGUUAUAUUGUGUGUAUGACUCAGAUUUUUAUGAGCAAUGUACCACAGAUAGGUUACUAGAACAACAUUGGCUGCUUCAUGACCUCAGCUGUUUCACAUCCUAAGGCCCUAACAAACAAAUCAAAACAAAACCAAAUAAACUAAGCAGAUAUAUAUUGGGCAAUAUAUAUUCGAUAUAAUCAUUGAAUCAGUGUUUCAAACAGAAAGACAUCAUUCAUGCCAGAUAGCAUAGAUUUCAAGUACAUUGAUUAUGUGAAAUCCAAGUCUCAAUUUUAUUACACGUUACUUAAAAUAUAUCAUUUAGUGCAGUCAGAUGGAUACAGUAUUUUUCAUUUUCAUAGCAAUGUUUAUUGAUGAAGGUAUGAUUUCAUGGGAUGUUAAAUGUAAUUUGUUACUGAAUUAAGCUUUUAUUGGUAGGGAGAGUCAUUGACAAAGUAAAAGCAACUUCAGGUAUAGCCCAUUGAGUUGUUUUGAUGUGCUGUUAUAUUUUAUGUUAAUAAACUAGCAGAGAAUAACGGUAA